GGGGUUGGAACCGGGACCGGAACCGGGAGAGCGUGCUGUACCGUGCUGUGCCGUGCCGGAGAGAGGUACGGGCUGUGCUCGGGAUGCGGGCGCCGCGGGGAGCGCAGUGGUGCGGGGAUCGCUGCUGGGGGCGGGCGGGGCCGGAGCUGCGGGGUUACCGGUGGGACCGAGCGCGUAGCGGUGCGCCGUGGGGCGGUGCUGCGUGCGGUCCCGGCCGGGCCGCGUCCCGGGGGCGAAGAAGGGUUGGAGCCGUCCCAUACGGAGCCGUAACGUACGGAGCGGCCCUCGGCGCGGCAGCGCUGUAUUUUCUUCGGGAAAAAAAAAAAGGACAGAAGUUCGCUUUGCUGAGCGCUGAGCUCGUUUGUAAACAUUUAUACAAGGGGGGCCGGCGGCGGAGCAGAAACAAUUGUGCAAUGUCUCAGAGCAGAGAGGCAUUCCAGAGCCAUGACCAACACCGGCGCUCCAGCACCAAAUCGGGCAGCGGCCGUCCGAUCCCCCCCGGCACUACGAGGCCGUCUGAGCUCCGUUUUCCUCCUUCCGAGCGCCGUUCCGUGAAUCUGUUCUCCUCUCUUCCUUCCCGGUAGCAUGGUUACGGCUGCGUGUCAUUCUAUGUGCCUUAAAUUGACUCCUGACAGCUUCAGCUUCUCCACGGAGACGUUUUAUAGUGAUGGCGGCCAUCAGGAAGAAGCUGGUGAUCGUGGGGGAUGGCGCCUGCGGGAAGACGUGCCUGCUGAUCGUCUUCAGCAAGGACCAGUUCCCUGAGGUCUACGUGCCAACUGUGUUUGAGAACUACAUCGCCGACAUUGAGGUGGAUGGGAAGCAGGUGGAGCUGGCGCUGUGGGACACGGCUGGGCAAGAGGACUACGACCGGCUGCGGCCCCUCUCAUACCCGGACACCGAUGUCAUCCUCAUGUGCUUUUCUAUUGACAGCCCAGACAGCCUCGAGAACAUCCCUGAGAAGUGGACCCCGGAGGUGAAGCACUUCUGCCCCAACGUGCCCAUCAUCCUGGUGGGGAACAAGAAGGACCUGCGCAACGAUGAGCACACACGGCGGGAACUGGCAAAGAUGAAGCAGGAGCCUGUGAAGCCAGAAGAGGGGAGAGACAUGGCCAACAGGAUCAAUGCCUUCGGCUAUCUCGAGUGCUCGGCCAAGACCAAGGAGGGCGUGCGGGAGGUCUUUGAGAUGGCCACACGUGCGGGCCUGCAGGUCCGCAAGAACAAGAAGCGCCGGGGCUGCCCGCUGCUGUGAGCAGGGAGGGCUCCGUGCCCGUCCCCGACCCUCUGCCCCAGAGCUGUCCCCAGGCACUGGGGCACCCCUGUGCCACGCUGGGGGGCGAUGCCUUCGUUCCCCAUCACUCUCUAUGGGCUGUGCGGUCUCCCUGCCUUGAGCGGGGCUGGCAGAAGCGGGGGCUGCUGGCCCCAGCUGUCCCCCAGCCUUUUAUGGACUCACCAGGGCUGUGCUCAGCCCUGUCCUGCAGAGCCGUGCUGCGAGGAGUGCCAGCAGUGCCCUGCACACUGGGACUGCCCUGGGGCAGUGCCUUGUCCCCGCAUCCAGCAUCAGAAUGACGGUGCCUUCUUCAAGUCCGCGUUCCUCACAGACUCUUAGCACCAGUAUGAGCAGCUGAGUAACUGGGAGAAUAAAUGCAAGCUGACAUUUGA
Gallus gallus (chicken) is the source of this 1659-nucleotide messenger RNA. RefSeq names its product ras homolog family member C (gene RHOC). The record is from RefSeq and is a predicted model, not a curated record. NCBI's taxonomy places the organism in Eukaryota, Metazoa, Chordata, Aves, Galliformes, Phasianidae. Gene Ontology annotation, molecular function: GTP binding; GTPase activity. Gene Ontology annotation, biological process: small GTPase-mediated signal transduction. Gene Ontology annotation, cellular component: neuron projection. The transcript is spliced from 5 exons. The coding region runs from base 668 to 1249 and encodes 193 amino acids.